UUCCGGUGCGGCUCGGCGCUGUUGUGCCGUGCGGCGGACCGCGGUGCGUCCUGGGGCACUUUGGCGAUGUAGCGUCUGACUUUGUCUGCUUUAAAAAGCGUACUUUUCACCGCUUUCAAGAGCAAAAGGGUGCGUUUCCCGAACCAGCACUCCGUGCGCAAUGCGUUGCUGCGUGUUCUGCGCUGCUGGCUGCGGCUUUCCAUGGGCAGUGCGCUCGCAAACCCUGCGUGUGUGUGGCUGUGCCGUGUGCUGAAGGUCCCGCAGCACUUCGACUGCAGUCUGACGAGAGAAACAGCGAUCCGAGCAGGGAACGUCUUUAGAGACAGCAGCCAGAAUGUGGAGAAUCAUGAGGAAGUUUUCAGUGAACGCACUGAAGUUGUCAAGUUUGUGCAGUCAGCAUUCAUGUUUCAGGAAGCCAAAAGUUAUAGUCCUAAGUGUGAUGCAGCAAAACAGCAGUGAAAGGAACUACAGCUCUCCACCAAGAGAUGUUAAAUCUCUGCGUUCUGUCGUUAAUCCUCAUAUAUCCAGAAUCCGUAACAUUGGUAUCAUGGCCCAUAUUGACGCAGGGAAAACAACAACAACAGAAAGAAUGCUGUAUUACUCUGGAUACAUAAGAACACUUGGAGAUGUUGAUGAUGGAGACACAGUAACAGAUUUUAUGGUACAAGAACGAGAACGUGGUAUUACCAUUCAAUCUGCUGCUGUUACUUUUGACUGGAAGGACUACAGAAUCAACUUGAUUGAUACCCCAGGUCAUGUGGACUUCACAGUGGAAGUUGAACGUUGCUUGAGAGUCCUGGAUGGAGCAGUAGCAGUGUUUGAUGCUUCAGCUGGUGUUGAGGCCCAAACUCUGACUGUGUGGAGACAAGCAGACAAACAUCAGAUACCACGAAUCUGCUUUUUGAACAAGAUGGACAAAAACAGGGCAAGUUUUGCAUAUGCUGUUGAGAGUAUCAAACAAAAGUUGAAGACAAAACCUUUGAUUUUACAGUUGCCCAUUGGGGAAGCCAAAACCUUCAGAGGACUGGUUGAUGUUGUGACUAAGGAGCAAAUGAUUUGGAAACCUACAUCUGAUUUGGAUGAUGGCAUAUUUUUUGAGCAAAAGCCACUGAUAGAGUCGGAUAAUCCCAGCCUGUUCCAAGAAGUCCAGGAUGCUAGAAAUACCUUAAUAGAACAAGUUGCAGAUCUGGAUGAUGAAUUUGCUGAACUGAUUCUAGGAGAACACAGUGAAAAUUUUGACCUAGUACCAUCCAACAAGCUACGGUCUGCUAUACGCAGAGUCACCCUAGCUCAGAAGGCUGUACCAGUGCUCUGUGGCAGUGCACUGAAGAACAGGGGAGUGCAGCCGUUACUGGAUGCUAUUACCAUGUAUUUGCCCGCACCUCAUGAGCGUUCCUAUGAGUUUCUACACUGGUACAAUGAUGAUGACCUGUGUGCCCUGGCAUUUAAAGUUCUCCAUGAUAAGUGUCGUGGACCAUUAGUUUUCAUUCGCAUUUAUUCAGGUUCACUGAAACCUCAGUCGGCUGUAUAUAAUAUUAACAAAAGUUGCACGGAGAGAAUGAGCCGUCUGCUCUUGCCUUUUGCUGAUCAACAAAUUGAAAUACCAUCACUAAUGCCUGGAAACAUUGCCCUUGCUGUUGGCUUAAAACAGAGUGCCACUGGAGAUACGCUAGUGUCAUCAAAAGCUUCAGCUGUAGCUGCAGCACGCCAAGCUGGAAGGAGUGCUGGGGCAGAGCAGAGGAACACCAGUAACGUAGAGAGACUUCUGCUGGCAGGUGUUGAGGUUCCGGAGCCUGUCUUCUUCUGUACCAUUGAACCUCCUUCAAUGGCCAAGCAACAAGACUUGGAUAAUGCAUUGAGCUGCCUUCAGCGUGAAGAUCCAAGUUUGAAAGUGAAAAUAGAUCCUGACACAGGACAGACCAUUCUUUGUGGCAUGGGAGAACUGCAUAUAGAGAUCAUUCAUGACCGAAUCAAACGUGAAUAUGGAAUAGAGACAUAUUUGGGACCACUUCAGAUAGCCUACAGAGAAACCAUCCUGAAUGCUGCACAAGCCACAGAUGUAUUGGAUAAAGUAGUAGGAGAUAAAAGACACUUUGUGACUACAGAGCUAGAGGUGAGGCCUGUGUCAGGAGAAAGAACGGUGACCAAACCUAUCAUUGAGUAUGCUGAGAGUGUCAUUGAAGUGCUACCCAAAGAACUCCAGGAAGCAGUAGAAAAUGGAAUCACAAAUUCGUGCGUUCAAGGACCCUUGCUAGGCUUCCCUGUUCAGGAUAUAGACGUGACAGUGCAGUCACUGACAGUGCAUCCUGAUACCUCCAACACAAUGAUAUCAGCCUGCAUCUCCCGUUGCUUGCAGAAGGCUUUGAAAAAAGCUGGUAUUCAAAUACUGGAACCCCUGAUGAGCCUAGAAAUCACAGUAAGUGAAGAUCAUCUCAGUGCAGCACUUGCUGAUCUUGCACAACGAAGAGGCAGUAUUCAGGAAAUCCAGAGUCGUCAAGAUAACAAAGUUGUGAUUGCUGCUGUUCCACUAGCAGAAAUGAUGGGCUACUCAACAGUUCUGCGUUCUUUAACAUCAGGCUCAGCAACUUUUACUUUGGAGUUAGCCAGUUAUCAAGCCCUGAACAGUCAAGAGCAAAGUGCACUUCUUCAAAGGAGGAUGGGGUUGGUGUGACUGCUCUGCUGUGUAGAAAAAUAAAGAUACGACAUAUCCUCCAUACUAAAUAUUUCCAGGAAACCACCUACGUUGACCAGUGUGCUCUUCUGUGAUGAACUGAUAAUGGCAAAUGAUGAAUUAGCUGCAGCAUGAUAGACAUCUGCUUGUGACUUUCCAAGGGAACAUUCAAGGGACUGUAUUCUACAGGCAAAGCCUUCAAAUUGCAAGGUGGCCCACUAGAGAUGCAACCACAAUCUGCUGCCUUGGCAAUCCUUACCUUACAGAUAACCACAAUGAGAAGUGAUGUAAAUCCUUCGUAAAGGAAAUGAGCACUACGUGCAUUUCAGUGUGUAAAAGAGACUAUUUCUUAUAUACUAAGUAAAGUUUGUGAAGUUUUUAAGUUAAUGUCUGUGGAUGAAUAACUACAGUUUUGUCAGUCUGCAUCUUGAUUCGCUUUCAGCUGUAGACAAGACUGUUCAAGAAGCACUUUUAACUGUGAAAAUAUGUUUCUGUAUGGCUAGAAAUCAACUUGAAAUAGAAUUCAGGACACCGAUCUAACUUCAGUUUGCUUUAACAAGUACGUGGAAUAUGUCCAUCUGCAAAUUGAGUAAGCAAAAAAUACAAGAACCAGAGUUCUCCCACAACAUCAAUCCCCACCUGCUACUUUGCUGUACACUGAAGAUUUUUCAGAUGUCUAAGAAUGACUGAUUAAAGUUUUAAAUGGUCUGGA
Tympanuchus pallidicinctus (lesser prairie-chicken) is the source of this 3383-nucleotide messenger RNA. RefSeq names its product GTP dependent ribosome recycling factor mitochondrial 2 (gene GFM2). Gene Ontology annotation, cellular component: mitochondrion. Bases 335 to 2671 code for a protein of 778 amino acids. NCBI's taxonomy places the organism in Eukaryota, Metazoa, Chordata, Aves, Galliformes, Phasianidae. The record is from RefSeq and is a predicted model, not a curated record. The transcript has 21 exons. Gene Ontology annotation, biological process: ribosome disassembly; mitochondrial translation. Gene Ontology annotation, molecular function: GTP binding; GTPase activity; translation elongation factor activity.